Molecule: messenger RNA, 669 nt
Organism: Microthlaspi erraticum
Lineage: Eukaryota; Viridiplantae; Streptophyta; Magnoliopsida; Brassicales; Brassicaceae
Source: the annotation of a GenBank genome assembly
AUGAAGGAUUUGCGAGAAGAGGAGCCUGAACUCGAUCGAGCUGAGGAUCGAGUUGAGGACAACGCUCAUGUGAAUGCGGAUUUGGGCGAGCCUGAGUGCUACUAUUUUGAGGAGUAUGAGGCUCCAAGGAUGAACCCCUCUGUUGUGGCUGCCCACAAGAGGAUUGGACUUCUCCAAAGGUUCAACAAGUGGCAAGGGAAAGCCAUGGAAAAGAUGCAAAAGUCCAUGGACAAGAUGGUGAGCAAGAUCAAGAGUUUGGAGAAGAAAGUUUCUGGUUCUUCAAGCAAGAAGAAGAAGGCACCCAUGGCCCCCACUUUCCCUAGGAGUAGAUCACUCCUCACCACUCAAAGGAGGCUCUCCACACAAGAACCUCACAGAGCCUCUUCAUUCGAGCCAAGGGAAGGGGAAGACAACUCACAGAGAAGGAGGAAGAGCUCUAAGGUCAGACGCUCCAACUCGACCACCGGACUUGAUCGAGUCCAAACAGAGGAAACUCAACUCGAUCGAGCUGAGGGUCGAGUUGACCUGGAGGAGCCCCUGUUUGAGAACCCCGGAUUCGAGUACGACCCCAACGCCCUACCAAGACUUCUCCCAGACCAACUGGACCCCCUACAACCGUUUCGAGCAAGCGCAGCUCCAACAAGGCCAAGGAAGCCACACCCACUUUGA